GCCCCCUCUAUCCUCUUGCCACCAUGUUGCUCUCCCGUCUCGCUCCCCUCGUCCUUCUUCCCUUCGCUGCCGCCGCUGGGCUGCACAAGCUCAAAUUGAAGAAGCUUCCACCCGCGUCCAGCAACCCUGCGUUGGAGAGCGCAUACCUCGCCGAGAAGUAUGGUGGACGCAGCCAGGUCCCUCUCAUGGGUGCUGGUACCGGUCGCAACGUCCGCCUCUCCCGUCCGGCAGUUCAAGAUGGCGAGGAACUUUUCUGGACUCAGGAGGAGUUCAGCGUCGAGGGCGGUCAUAACGUUCCCUUGAGCAACUUCAUGAACGCUCAAUAUUUCGCGGAGAUAUCGCUUGGUACCCCUCCGCAGACCUUCAAGGUUAUUCUCGACACUGGCUCGAGUAACCUCUGGGUUCCAAGCGUCAAGUGCACAUCCAUUGCUUGCUUCCUUCACACCAAGUACGAUUCCUCUUCCUCCUCGACAUACAAGGCAAACGGGACAGAGUUCUCCAUCCAGUAUGGCUCCGGUUCCAUGGAGGGCUUCGUCUCCCAGGACACCUUCAGGAUCGGUGACCUCACGGUAGACGGUCUGGACUUCGCCGAGGCGACAAAGGAGCCCGGUCUUGCCUUCGCCUUCGGCAAGUUUGACGGUAUCCUCGGCUUGGCGUACGACACCAUUGCCGUCAACCACAUCACCCCGCCAUUUUACCACUUGAUCAACAAGGGGCUCGUAGAUGAGCCCGUUUUCUCCUUCCGUCUUGGUUCAUCCGAGGAUGAUGGUGGAGAGGCCAUCUUCGGUGGUGUCGACGACAGCGCGUACACUGGCAAGAUCCAGUACGUCCCUGUCAGGAGGAAGGCCUACUGGGAGGUUGAGCUCGAGAAGGUCUCUCUUGGUGAUGACGUGCUUGAGCUUGAGAGCACUGGCGCUGCUAUCGAUACUGGAACCUCUCUCAUCGCCCUUCCCACCGACAUCGCGGAGAUGAUCAACACCCAGAUUGGUGCUACGAAGUCGUGGAACGGCCAGUACACUGUCGACUGCGCGAAGGUGCCCUCCCUCCCCGACCUUACGUUCACGUUCGGAGGCAACCCCUACGUUCUCAAGGGCACCGACUACAUCCUGGAGGUCCAGGGUACAUGCAUAUCCUCCUUCACUGGUCUCGACAUCAAUGUCCCCGGCGGUUCGCUCUGGAUUGUCGGUGAUGUCUUCUUGCGCAAGUACUACACAGUGUACGACCACGGUAGGGAUGCUGUUGGUUUUGCCCUUGCCGCUUGAGCCCCGACCUCGGAGUGUUAUGACGGACUUUCAUCUCGUACCGAGCGUCCAUGUUGUCGUUCCGCGUAUUCUUCUUAUACCUGCAUGUACGAUAUAGUCACCAAUGGAACACCCGAUUCAUGGCCAUGAUACCGGACAAUGAUGUCAUGACAAUGUCCC
This is a messenger RNA of Dichomitus squalens LYAD-421 SS1, 1421 nucleotides long. RefSeq names its product endopeptidase. The record is from RefSeq and is a predicted model, not a curated record. Gene Ontology annotation, molecular function: aspartic-type endopeptidase activity. The coding region runs from base 24 to 1262 and encodes 412 amino acids. Gene Ontology annotation, biological process: proteolysis. Gene Ontology annotation, cellular component: fungal-type vacuole. The transcript is spliced from 6 exons. NCBI's taxonomy places the organism in Eukaryota, Fungi, Basidiomycota, Agaricomycetes, Polyporales, Polyporaceae.